Messenger RNA from Serendipita indica DSM 11827, 4590 nucleotides. Lineage: Eukaryota; Fungi; Basidiomycota; Agaricomycetes; Sebacinales; Serendipitaceae. The record is from the annotation of a GenBank genome assembly.
AUGGCCUCUGCAAUCUCAAACUGGUGUCUGUAUUCUCAACAAAUUACUCACCGGAACCACAGCUCGCUGUGGACCCGCUCCCGCCAGGUUCAGGUGGCCCCGCUGCUGGCACAGGCAGAGGAGAAUGCGAGACUCGGUCGUCCCCCAGCAGAAGCAGUCGUCAUCAACAUGGGUGACAUUCUCGCAGAUGACCCAGCGCUCCUAAACGCCAUCAAGCCCAAGAAACACGAGACCCUCUUUGGUCCUUCGCUCGGGUCGAUCAAUCCAGGCCCAGCAUGGACUUUGUUUGGCAAGCAAGACGCACCAAAGGAUGAGCUCACACAGGAGACUGUAAAGGCCUGGAUUGCCAAGAGCAAGGAGCCUUCGCAACCCACGACAACGUUGCAGGCCCUUGUUAACCUCAAACGCCCGUCAAUUCGCCUUUUGCCCCUUGAUCAUGGAGAUACCCCAGAGGAUGCUCCUGCGACGCAGCAUGGGCUCGAGUUUGAAUACGACCUGGACGCGGCCAAGGGGAGAAUGAUCCUCCAAGUCAUCUCACCCAACAAGGACACUCCACCCAUUCUUAUCUAUGACACCAUAGUCGAGGGCGGUUUCGCCAAGCAGCUCAAGGUCGAAGAUGGUGCAGUCUUUGAGCUCGCCAAGCUCGAGGACCACAAGUCAGCUCCAGCCACGGUACAGACACCCGUCGCAGAGCCAUCGGCGUCUACUCCUGGAAAUGCACCACCGGGCCCUUCAAAGAAGCGUUUCUCUGCGUUCAACUUUCGCAAAAAGUCUCGAACCUCUGGUCCCGCACUUCCUGUAGUGGACGCACAGACACCCGCUGCUCCAGCUGUCCCUGUUGAAGGACAGACGGGCAAAGUCGAAACACCCAGCGAGGAAGACGAAGGUGGAGUGCGCGUUCGCAUUCGCAUUGAAGCAUUGGAUGAGGACGAGAAGCCACUUGCAUCUCCGAAUGCACAGACGACCUAUCUCCAUAUCGUCCGCAUUGGUGCUCCCCCAGAGCCAGCGGCUGAAGGCGAGGCACCAGUAGAGGAUACGAGGCAAUGGAUGGUCAAGGUUGUCAAGCGCGAAGCGACGAUUGGUCUUCACACCUUUCACUUGCACGAGAUUUAUGGCCUCGCCACUGGAUCCAACGGUAGCAAUGCCGCUCCCUCUGCACCUAGUCAUACCUAUCCACCAGGCGAAGAAGAGGAGUCGCAUGCCCAAGCGUACGAUUUCGCCGGUACGGAGUGUGUCCUGUGUCUUUCCGAGCCACGAGAAGUCGUGUUGCUCCCGUGCAGACACUUGGUGGCGUGCAAAGAUUGUGCGAUGAACAUGAUCGAGUUUGGUGCCGGUGGAACGCUCACGCAUGCAGCGGAAGAAACUGCAACGACUCCCGCUGCUGUGCCUACUCCAGCCGCGAAUACUACGCCCGGGGCCAAUGUCGACUUGGAGGCCGGAAAUGCCGUUCCACCGCCUCCUCCACCCGUCGCAGCUCCUCGUCGCAAGAGAAAGGCAAAGGGCUGGUUCUGCCCCGUUUGCCGUCAACCCUAUACGUCUAUGCUCCGCAUCACCACGACGCCUCCGGAGACGAAGAAGCUCACGUCCGAGUCGAAUGUCGAUCUCGUGACGGUACCCAACGCGCCUGCCCCUCCACCACCGGCUGUGAUUGCUGGAGAGACCAAUGCCAAUACCGCGGCACAUGAAGCGAGGACCUCGUUGAGCAAGCCCCCUGCAACGACGAAUACAGAAGGCACUGCCAACGAGCCGCGUUCAUCGACUAGUGCCGCCCCGGCUGCGGAUCCUUUGGGAGCUACGACGAAUGGAGGACAAUGGAAGCGGGCAUAUAUUGACUACAAAGGCCUCAAAAAGCGCAUCACGGCCAUCAAGGAAGAGCGCGCCGCGCAGCGCCGAACCCCGCGAUUAGGGGGAGGGACCACUGGAGGAAGUGUAGGCGGUGAGAGCGUUGGCGACCGGUUCAGAGCGAGUUCAGUCUUUACGCCAACGACGCCUGCGCGCUCGACCUGGUUGAGGAGCCGAUCCGACUAUGCGACGGGCACGACAAAGGCGACGCAGUCCCCAGACAAAAGCCCUCCACAGCCAUCUCCUCCACAAGCUCAAGUUCGUGCAAGUGCAGGGCAGACACCUCGAACACUGCAGUUACGUACACCGGUGAUCCAAGAGGAAGCUACGAGCUCGGCACGAUCGAAAAGGGUCAGCGACGAAGGGCAAACUCCAAAAGGCAUAAACACUCGGGAUACCAAAUCCGGGAUGUAUGGAUCGUUUGGCGUUACACCGCCGCUUGAACGAGUUGAGGACAUGAAUAGUCCACCGGAAAUGGUCCUCCCACCCCCUAUCAAGUCGAUUAGUAACCUUGAUAUCAAUGAAACGCUUCAACCUGCUACGUUGGACGCACCCCGGAUGACGCGCCGAAGGGGAGUCACCAUCAGCUCAUCGCCUGAACAAGUGCUCGGUAACACUGAAGGAGCAUCGCCCAUGUCCCCAAACACCAAAUCUUCGAAUCGGGAUAGCCCGAUCGCACUACGUCGCCCGCGACUCUUCAAGUCGCUCAGUGUGAAUCGUUUGAAUACUAGUCCUCAGCACGCCGCGCGGCCUCCUGCUACAUCCUUGGCAGAGCUGCUAACCGAGAUGAGCCCGCUCGAACAACAAUUUGUUGGUGCAUUGGACAAGGAGCUCCUCAAAGUAGAAACGUUUUAUCGCGACCGCGAACGGGAAGCACUCGUUCGAAGUGCGCUUAUCAAGGACCAAUUGGAAGAACUAAAGGACCAUCGCAAAAUAUUUCACGCGUAUGAGGACCAACAGGUGAUCACCUUUCCAAAAGCCCUCGGAAAGCUCGCUGCGCAGCUUUCUCCUCCACAAUUCCUAAAACCCGCUCCAAAGGAUGUGCUCGGUGCUGGUGAUCAUAAUCCUUUGGCCCCUUCUUCUAGCCGUCAACCUGGAAUUAGUCGUUCGGGAUCGCCCAAUCCAAAUCAUCUGGAUCCGGAUGAGUACCAUAAUGCAAAGAAAAAGUUGAAAAAGGCUGUUCUCGAAUUUUAUCGGGGGAUCGAAUAUCUCCACAAUUACCGUAUUCUUAACCUGACUGGGUUCAGGAAAGCCCUCAAGAAGUUUGAAAAGGCGACCCAGAUACCGAUUUCUCAACUUUAUCACUCAGAGAAGAUUGAACCAUCAAUCCUCUCCCAUGAUACGCCCGUCGAUCGAAUGCUGGAAGAGGUGGAAAAUCUUUAUGCCGCUCGCUUUGAGGGUGGGGAUCGAAAGAAGGCUCGUCUACGACUUCGAGCUAGCUUGCAACCAAGAAGCCAUCACUACAGCACCUUUCGAACUGGACUUUUCAUUGGCCUCUCAAUUCCUCCUCUUAUAUCGGGGAUAUAUGAGUCUUUUCAGCCAUCGACUCGAGCUGCAGUUCCAGCAUGGCCAGCAUUGUUACAAAUCUAUCUCGCCUUCUUCGUACCAGUCGUAUUCGGACUGUUGGUCUCCCUCAACAUUAUCGUAUGGGCCCACGUUCGAAUCAAUUACAUUUUCAUCUUUGAGCUUGAUGUUCGGACGGUGGUAGACAGUCGCGAAUAUGCCGAAUUGCCAGCUUUCCUACUUUUGACGCUUACUUAUGCGUUCUGGCUCUCAUUCUCUGGGCUGCCAAUGGUGGUCCAUCACACCGUAUGGCCCCUGGCCUGGCUUCUCCUCACCAUUUGCAUCCUGGCCAACCCGAUUCCAAUAUUUUACCCGUACUCACGGUCAUGGAUCCUGCGCAAGAGCGGUGGUCUCCUGCUCAGUGGUACUAGACGUGUAGAGUUCCAAGAUUUCUUCCUGGGCGAUCAAUAUUGUAGCAUGGUGUACACCCUUACGAGCUUAUACUGGAUGGGUUGUUUGUAUGGCUCUCAUUGGACACUCCCUUGGGGUCAAUGCGAACUUCCGUCUUGGGGUGUUCCAUGGCUACUCGCAACGCUUCCAUCUUGGAUUCGAUUGGUGCAAUGUGUUCGGCGUUAUUUCGACUCGUGGCAAUACCUGCAUCUUGUCAAUGGCGGAAAGUAUUCUUCAAGUAUCAUUUACUACGCCUUGUACUACCACUGGCGCCAUCAAGGUAGCCCGAGGAGCCGCAGCUUUAUUCCAUUUGUUCUCUUUGCGUGCAUUACAUCCAUCUAUUCUACGUCAUGGGACUUUCUGAUGGACUGGUCGCUGUUCCAAUCAGGCGCACGAUAUCGCUUCCUGCGAAAGAAUCUCUUGUAUUCUCAAAUAUGGACUUACUAUUUUGCAAUGGUGACCAAUGUUCUCAUUCGCUUUGGAUGGUUCAUCUACCUUCCCGUCCCGGGUCCACAUCCCAACGUACGCGCUGGUAUUCUCUCCAUUCUGGAAGCGCUCCGUCGAUUCCAAUGGAAUUUUUUCCGUCUGGAGAACGAACAGCUGGGUAACACGGAUCAAUAUCGAGUUACAAAGGAUGUGCCCUUGCCGUACUCGAUCAAUCCGGCAGAGCUCUCCGACGACGGUGGGGACGAGGAUGAUCCAGUCAGCCCACGCUCUUCACAUCGGAGUCCUCUUCGCUUUGGCCAAAACCGCACACCGAAACCGUUCACCUCACGACCAAGGGCAAACACAUAA